GUGGUGCCAAGUUGCUAUACUUGAUUUCUUCAGAUUGUUAUUUUGUAAAAGUCGGGUUUAGUGCGUGUGUAUGUGUGUGUGGUGUGUGUGGCACGCUUGUUUUUGUAUGUAUCUGUGUAUGUGUGGGUACAUGUGAAAGUCUCUUUUGCCAUGUCGACAUCUGGAACGUUGACGAGCUACUACGUUGACUCCCUCAUCUUGCCCGAGAGCGAGGAGCUGUCCGCGCCCAGAUACACCUCCGGUCCGGGGGGGCUCCAGCAUGCGAGGCAGCUCACCUCGCUCACCGAUCACACCGAGCUUGGGCCCUGCACCUUCCCGACGAAAGCUCCGGUCUUCAACCCGUCCUGGGGCCAUGUAUCGACCCAGUUUCCAGGUGCCGUGUCAUCCGUGUACCACCACCCGUAUGGGCAUCACCAAGGCCCGGCUCCAGGCGAUGUGGAGGGUCGCUACAUGCAGUCCUGGCUGCUUGAGCCCAUUUCAGGGUCCUUGCCUUUGACCGGAUUACCGACGAGUCAUCAUUACGGGAUCAAACCGGAGAGCCUGGGCGCACGAGUGGACAGCGCGCUGCCUGGAUCCCACACCGCACUGCUCCUGUCCGACUUCACCAACGGGACAGUUGCGACGGCGUCCCCGGUGGACAAGAACACACUACCUGGCCAGACCGCAAACCCGAACGGGGAGAUAGAGGAGAAACCGGCCCUCGAUCCAAAUAACCCGGUAUCUAACUGGCUCCACGCAAGCGCCACGAGAAAAAAGCGCUGUCCAUACUCCAAGCACCAGAUCCUUGAGCUGGAGAAAGAGUUCCUCUUUAACACGUACCUCACGCGGGACCGUAGGUUCGAGGUCGCGAGGCAGCUCAACCUUACCGAGAGACAGGUCAAAAUCUGGUUUCAGAACCGCAGAAUGAAGAUGAAGAAAUUUAAUAAAGAUUGUGGACCAAAAAAUGAUUUAUAGGAACCUAUGAUUCAUUGAACGAGAACGUAAAAAAUAUCACAAAUAAGGGAUAUCUGUGAAAAGACUGUAUUUUUUAGAAGUCGUUGUCUUAUUGUUUUAUUCCAAACAGAAGCUGUUAUGUGUCUUGUAAAAAGCAUGUCCGGCCCUACUCGUCGGUUUGAUGCAACUACCUUUAUAUUGCACAAUUUAACAGUGCGCAUAAUUUGUUGUUAUUGUUAUUAGGAUGUUAAUUAAUUAAGGCCUCGGCUGCAAGUGUCAUUGUGUAAGACGAGUAUUAGUAGGCCUGUUCUCUGUGCUCGUUUGUGUAUGGAUGUUUGUAGCU
Molecule: messenger RNA, 1276 nt
Organism: Salvelinus namaycush (lake trout)
Lineage: Eukaryota; Metazoa; Chordata; Actinopteri; Salmoniformes; Salmonidae
Product: homeobox protein Hox-A9-like
Exons: 2
Coding region: 151-954 (267 amino acids)
Biological process (GO): regulation of transcription by RNA polymerase II; embryonic skeletal system morphogenesis; anterior/posterior pattern specification
Cellular component (GO): nucleus
Molecular function (GO): RNA polymerase II cis-regulatory region sequence-specific DNA binding; DNA-binding transcription factor activity, RNA polymerase II-specific
Source: RefSeq, a predicted model, not a curated record